Carica papaya (papaya) is the source of this 1147-nucleotide messenger RNA. It is a transcript of the gene SKL1, whose product is annotated as shikimate kinase like 1. Gene Ontology annotation, cellular component: cytosol; chloroplast. Lineage: Eukaryota; Viridiplantae; Streptophyta; Magnoliopsida; Brassicales; Caricaceae. The record is from RefSeq and is a predicted model, not a curated record.
AUGCGAUGAGGAUAUGGGAUAAUACGCGGGAUAGGCCAGACACAGGCAGAAGAAGCUCAAACCAAGGCGGGGCUGAAGCAACGCGAGAGGGAGAGAGGACGACUAGGAGGAAAUCCAUCCAUGGAGUUAACCACCACUACCGCUACUGAACUCCUCCGUUUUCACAUUCCAUUGCUUCAUUCUCAUCUUUCCCUUUCCUCGCUUAAACCCCGAUUGCUUGCUUCUACUAAUAAACUCAAGGGUUCUCGAUUUCGCCUCUCGUCUCGGAAAUCCAUUCCCACUGUUCGCUCUCUCGCCGACGAGACUCAAUUUUCCGAUUCAGGGAGAAAUGUUGCUGUGGCAGAUCCCUCACUUGCAGUGAAGAAGAAGGCAAUGGAUAUAGCUCCCGACCUGAAAGGAACUUCCAUAUUUCUUGUGGGGAUGAACAACCCCCUGAAAAGCAGUUUGGGAAAGGUUCUAGCAGAUGUGUUAAGAUAUUACUAUUUUGAUUGUGAUAGUUUGGUUGAGGAAGCUGCUGGUGGUGAAUCUGAUGCCAAAGCUUAUCGAGAGACCGAUGAGAAGGGAUUUCGGGAGUCUGAGACUGAAGUAUUGAAGCAACUAUCAUCAAUGGGUCGGCUGGUGGUUUGUGCUGGAGAUGGUGCAGUUCAGAGUUCAACUAAUCUUGCACUUCUAAGACAUGGAAUCUCCAUAUGGAUUGAUGUACCCCUCGAAAUAGUAGCAAGAGGAUCUCAUUCAGAGGCAUUUGCUCAGCUAGCAGCUCGAUAUGAAAAAUUAAGAGAUGGAUAUUCAAUAGCCGAUGCAACUAUUUCCCUCCGAACAGAUAUUGCUUGUCAAUUGGGUCACGACGACUUGGAUGCUGUAACCACUGAAGAUAUGGCCAUGGAGGUCCUCGAGGCGAUAGAGAAGCUUACAAGAGUGAAGAAGAUGAUAGAAGCGGCUGCCAGACCCUUUUAGCUGGCAAAUCAAAGGCAGAGAGUCUUCCCUUCACCGGAUUUCUAUAGUUUGUGCUUGGGAUUUAUGAAGCCUACACUAGUUAACCCCAAAAGAAGUAGAAGAUGUUAUUGAACUUUUGAGAAAAUCCACAUGAAUCAACAUUCUAUGCAAGUUUGAAAUGCAUAAAUACAUACAUAAUUAUGUAUAUUUACAU